Chanos chanos (milkfish) is the source of this 1503-nucleotide messenger RNA. RefSeq names its product biotinidase-like. The record is from RefSeq and is a predicted model, not a curated record. NCBI's taxonomy places the organism in Eukaryota, Metazoa, Chordata, Actinopteri, Gonorynchiformes, Chanidae. The transcript has 3 exons. The coding region runs from base 1 to 1503 and encodes 500 amino acids. Gene Ontology annotation, molecular function: hydrolase activity, acting on carbon-nitrogen (but not peptide) bonds, in linear amides.
AUGGCUGUCCUCAUACUGACCACUGCCUUUGUGGCAUUUUUCCUGAGUGAGGGCCUGGUGGUCAAAGCAGAAGUUGCAACGUACAUUGCAGCUGUUUAUGAACAUCAUGUGAUUCUGAACCCUGAACCUCGUGUUCCAAUUGAGAGAGAAGCAGCGCUGGUGCACAUGAAUAAGAACUUAGAUGUGUUUGAGGAGCAAGCUGCCUCAGCUGCCAAACAGGGUGCCCAGAUUAUAGUUUUUCCAGAAGAUGGCAUCCAUGGCUAUAACUUCACAAGAAUAUCUAUUGUUGGAUACCUUGAAACAGUGCCAGACCCCAGGGUAGUUACCUGGAGUCCUUGCACAGAAUCAGACAGAUUCCCAAACACAGAGGUCCUUCAGCGUCUAAGCUGUAUGGCUUUGAAGAACCAUCUUUUUUUGGUGGCCAAUAUGCCUGAUCGCCAAGACUGUGACAACUUAACUGAUCCUCACUGUCCACCGGACGGCCGUUACCAGUUCAACACAGACGUUGUAUUUAGUGACAAUGGAACCCUCAUAGCACGAUAUCAUAAGCUGAAUCUGUUCCAUGAAGAGGAAUAUGAUACUCCCCCAGAGUGUGAACACAUCACUUUCACCACCCCAUUUGCAGGCAAAUUUGGGGUCUUCACUUGCUUUGACAUCCUAUUCUAUGAGCCUGUUAUGUUCCUGUUGAAGAAUACGAGUGUUAAGCAGUUUGUGUUCCCAACAGCAUGGAUGAACAAGCUCCCCCUGCUGGCUGCUGUUCAGUUUCAGAGAUCCUUCUCCUAUGCAACUGGGAUCACACUGCUUGCAGCCAAUCUACAGGGAAACGGGCGAAUGACUGGCAGCGGGAUAUAUACACCUUGGCAUGCUGUGUACCACCAUGACAAGGAGGGCAAGUCUGGGAAAUUACUGGUGAGCAAAGUGCCAGUCUUAGAUCCCCCUAUGAUGGAAGAUGGAGAAGAGAGCUAUAAGUUGAAACUGGUGCCUUUCUCUAGGCUUUCUAGGGGAGUGCUUUCUGAGCCGCCCACAUUCAUCUCCAACAUGAUGAAUGACAACUUUACAUUUGUGCCUCUGCAAGGCGUUGAGGGGAACUUAAAGGUGUGUGACGGCUCACUCUGCUGCCACCUGUGGUUUCGGAGGUCUGGUCCUGAGGAAGAGCUUUAUGCACUGGGGGCAUUCCAGGGGCUUCAUGCGCCUCUUGGUACAUAUUACUUGGAGGUGUGUGCCUUAGUGAAGUGCAAUGGCACGAAAUAUGGGAGCUGUGGAGUUGGGACUGACCAUGCUCAGACAGUGGUUGACUUCAGGCUACAGGGAACCUUCAGUACACAGUACAUCUACCCUGGUGUUCUGGGCAGUGAGAUGACACUUGACAGACCAGAUGAAUCUGGCUGGGAGAGCAAAAGUGAAUUCUAUAUGACUCGAAAAGGAAUGGCUACUGGACUAGUGACAGCAGUGCUGUAUGGAAGAGUCUACGAGAAGGAUGGAUAUGGAAAACGUUGCCCAUAG